Phytophthora nicotianae INRA-310 is the source of this 441-nucleotide messenger RNA. RefSeq lists its product as hypothetical. Bases 1 to 441 code for a protein of 146 amino acids. NCBI's taxonomy places the organism in Eukaryota, Oomycota, Peronosporomycetes, Peronosporales, Peronosporaceae. The transcript has a single exon. The record is from RefSeq and is a predicted model, not a curated record.
AUGAUGCGAAUCUUCGCGUCCUACGAGGAUGAGCAUCUCCGGGCGUAUUGGGACUCCACUCACGCCUUUCCGGUGAGCAUCGCCAAACGUCGGGCCAGUCGGUACCUGGAUGCAUUCUACACCGAUCGCAAGCAACGUCGGUCCAGAGCCGGCGCCAGGUGGAAGUCGUUCCUCCAACAGGUGCUGAUCGGUUUAAUCCGUGGUUACUGCGACCUCGACUUGUUGCUUGGUCCCUUCUUCCUGCAUUUUCCCCGACCUGGUGAGGCUGGUGCUUGGUAUCCCGGGGUCGAGGACGGAGCCGAUUCUGCCGAUCUACUGGCGGCUUUGACCAUCGCGGACACGGCUGAUCGUUGGCGCAAUCACUAUCGUGACGUGCCAGAGGACCACCCGGCGCUUGGGAUCGCUUGCUUGCGUGGCAAGUUCAUGCCCUCCUCUUCCUGA